This is a messenger RNA of Meleagris gallopavo (turkey), 4151 nucleotides long. The record is from RefSeq and is a predicted model, not a curated record. Lineage: Eukaryota; Metazoa; Chordata; Aves; Galliformes; Phasianidae.
CGGGGGUACCGCCGCCCCACGGCAGCGGGCAGCGGGCACGCCGCUGGGAGCGGGCGCCGAGAAAGUUUGGAUCCGGAUACUGCUGAGGGAGGCGUGGAGGCUAUCAAUUAGAUGUUGAUAUGUAAAGCAAAAUGGCAAAAAUCAACACCCAGCACUCCUACCCUGGCAUGCAUGGACUGUCUGUCAGAACUACUGAUGAAGAUAUUGAAAGGAUUGAAAAUGGCUUUAUCAGAACCCAUUCACUGUGUGAGGAUACAUCUUCAGAACUGCAGAGAGUCAUUUCUAUGGAGGGAAGACAUCUAUCUGGAUCACAAGCGAGCCCAUUCACAGGCAGGGGAGCAAUGGCAAGGCUGUCACGAUUUGUCGUAUCUCUGAGGUCGUGGGCCACAAGACAUCUGCACCGUGAAGACCAAAGGCCUGAUUCUUUCCUAGAGCGUAUCCGAGGGCCAGAGCUUGUAGAGGUGUCCAGCAGGCAAAGUAACAUCCGCUCCUUCCUGGGCAUCCGUGAACAGCCUGGGGGAGUAAACGGCAAAAAGGAAGAAAAGAAAGAGGUUAAAGAGGAAAAGAAAGAGGAAAAGAAGGAGGAAAAGAAAGAGGAAAAGAAAGAUGAUAAAAAAGAUGACAAAAAAGAUGACAAAAAAAAGGAAGAGCAGAAGAAAGAGGUCUUUGUGAUUGAUCCUUCAAGCAAUAUGUACUACAACUGGCUGACCAUAAUUGCAGCACCUGUGUUCUAUAACUGGUGUAUGCUUAUAUGCAGAGCCUGCUUUGAUGAGCUACAAAUUGACCAUAUUAAAUUAUGGCUGUUCCUGGACUACUGCUCUGAUAUCAUCUAUGUUUUUGACAUGUUUGUCAGAUUCAGGACAGGCUUCCUUGAGCAAGGCUUGCUGGUAAAGGACGAAAAGAAGUUACGAGAUAAUUAUACUCAAACUGUGCAGUUCAAGCUGGAUGUGCUGUCUCUUCUGCCAACAGACCUGGCGUAUCUGAAGCUGGGUUUGAACUACCCUGAGCUGCGAUUUAACCGCUUGCUGAGGAUUGCUCGCCUGUUUGAAUUUUUUGACCGCACAGAAACCAGGACAAAUUAUCCAAACAUGUUUCGUAUUGGAAAUCUUGUCUUGUACAUUCUUAUCAUCAUCCACUGGAAUGCGUGUAUUUACUUUGCAAUUUCAAAGGUAAUUGGCUUCGGAACCGACUCUUGGGUCUACCCCAACGUAUCCAUCCCAGAGUAUGGGCGCCUGUCGAGAAAGUACAUUUACAGCCUGUAUUGGUCAACGCUGACGCUAACAACCAUUGGGGAAACUCCUCCGCCUGUGAAGGAUGAGGAGUAUCUCUUUGUGGUCAUUGACUUCCUGGUGGGCGUGUUGAUCUUCGCUACUAUCGUCGGUAACGUGGGCUCCAUGAUUUCCAACAUGAAUGCCUCCAGGGCGGAGUUCCAGGCCAAAGUCGAUUCCAUUAAACAGUACAUGCAUUUCCGAAAAGUAACGAAGGAUUUGGAAGCCAGGGUUAUUAAGUGGUUUGAUUACCUCUGGACCAAUAAGAAAACAGUGGAUGAAAAGGAAGUUCUCAAAAAUCUGCCCGACAAGCUGAAAGCUGAAAUCGCCAUCAAUGUCCAUUUGGACACACUGAAGAAAGUGCGUAUAUUCCAGGAUUGUGAAGCAGGACUGCUCAUUGAGCUGGUGCUGAAAUUGAAACCUACUGUCUUCAGUCCUGGGGACUACAUAUGCAAGAAGGGAGAUAUUGGGAGGGAAAUGUACAUUAUAAAGGAGGGAAAACUGGCAGUGGUGGCAGAUGAUGGUGUAACUCAAUUUGUAGUCCUGAGUGAUGGCAGCUACUUUGGUGAAAUCAGCAUCCUCAACAUCAAAGGCAGCAAAUCGGGCAACAGGAGGACAGCCAACAUAAGGAGUAUCGGUUAUUCAGAUUUGUUCUGCUUGUCUAAAGAUGAUUUAAUGGAAGCCCUCACAGAAUACCCAGAAGCCAAAAAGGCUCUGGAAGAGAAGGGCCGACAAAUUCUGAUGAAAGACAAUUUAAUAGAUGAGGAAGCAGCAAAAGCAGGAGCUGACCCAAAAGACUUGGAAGAAAAAAUAGACAGGCUUGAAACAGCCCUAGAUACACUGCAGACAAGGUUUGCAAGGCUCUUGGCAGAGUACAGCUCUUCUCAACAAAAAGUUAAGCAGAGACUUGCCAGAGUAGAAACCAGAGUGAAAAAAUACGGUAGCGGCACCUUAUCCGUUGGAGAAGAAGAGCCUGAAAAACCCGGGGAGCAGAAAAAGGACUGAUAGAGUAUUUAUAUUUCAUUACUUAAUGGAGAAGGUUGGAAUGUGUGAAAGCCAUAAAUGUAUAUAAAUACGUGUGUGCAUACAUAGCCAUGAUUAUUUUUAUAUGGACUGGAGAAUGGUUUUUAGCAUUUUUAACUGAAGCAGAAUUUUCUUGUAAAUAGGAUAAUGUCACCUUCUUCGUAGGGGAGAUUCGGUCCAUCAUUUGGGUACAUUUUUGUACUGGGAGUGGAUUUCUUCUAAGUUAUGCUCAGACCAUCCGGUGCAUGUAUGGCAUGUGUAGGUCUUGACACACUGUCUCUUCACACACAUGUUGCGUUAAGAAGGCAUUAUACUUAAAGUAGAGGGAUUAUUACGAUUCUUUUUUUUUAAGGCUUUGAAAAUAUUUAUAGGGUACAUGUUCCUAGAUUGUUAAAUGCAUGGGUACACAUCCUGGCUUCUCAGAAUCUUUCUUCUUUCACAGUGAAGCAAUCUGCACAAGCUGUAGGACUACAGCUAAGAAGCCUGUUUAGCUCUGUGUACAACAAUCCUCACUUGAGAGGGAAUCCCCAAAAGCUCACUGAUGGAAGAUGUCUGUUUAACAAUAAAGCUUUACAAAACCUGGGAAGAGCAAAGAGUGUCUUGCAGCUCCUGGACACUUGGUUUGCUCAGUACUGGAGGGACACUGCUAGGAAGUUUUGCUGCCCAGAGAGGUGGUGGAUGCCCUGAAUGUGGAGACACUCGAGGUCAGGCUGGAUGGGGCUCUGAGCAACCUGAUGUAGCUGUAGGUGUCCCUGUUCAUUGCAGGGGAGUUGGACUAGGUGGUCUUUAAGGAUUCCUUUCAACUCUAACAAUUCUGUAAGCUGCUAGGACUGCAGGAAAGGCUGUCCCUGUCCCUUCCUUCCCCAUUGGGUUCCUGCAAGCUGGGAACAAACCCUCUGUUGCGAAGUCUUUCCUGGCAUUGGAUCUGUUUUCUUUAUUUCAUUAACUAACACAGGUAGAACCACUCCAAGUAUUACUUACACCAAACACGCACCUGCCAAAGCCCCGCUCCCCACCAAAGAAAAGAAACUUGUUCACCAGAUGGGUCCAACAGCUUCAGCCAUCAGGGAAAGUGUUUGCUGUUCCCUUUUCCUUUCUCUUUGCUUAUCACAUGCCAGAAAAAGAGCACUCCUGAUAUAAUUGGCUUUGGUCACUUUAAAAUGUGUAGCUUUUGGCACUGUGAAAUCACAUCCUUUGCCGUCUUUCAUCUCUGUAAGACACUUGUUUCCCCUUAAUGUGGAUACACCAUGUACAUUAAAUUAUUUUGAGUAGCACUGUGUUUUUUUCACCCCUCACCCUGCUUUUUUAGUGUUUCAUCACAGACUUCAGCAGUUCCAGUAGUACGUAGCCCAGAAGAUCCUGAUGUGACAGAAAUCCAAGUGGGGACCACUGCAUUCUGUGCUUACUGCAGGGCAUCUGGGGCAGCACCCUGCUUCGGUGCCCAGCUCUCCACGCCCCGAGGCACAGCAAGGAUGGAGCCUCAUCCAGCAGAAAUACACACUUACAACUUCCUGCUACCCAAAGCUCCUCCCCUGGCAGGAGCUGGGCUGAUCCUUGAGCCCACCCAAGAGCACAAAAGCACAGAACAUGAAAGCUGUUAGGGAAUACUUAAACACAGCCUGAAAUGACAACCAGCAGUUGCCAACAUUCGUGCUCAGUUCAGUGAGCCCAGUACCCACUUCGCACCUUAGCACCAGACAGAACCUGGGGAGGAACUGAGGACUAUGUUUGGUAGUGUUGCUCGAAGAGGAGACCCAGGGGUUUUAAUAUCUGCUGCAGGUGCAGGAGGGCCAGACUGAGGGAGCAACAAUGGAAAAGGGUGAUGACAGCAAACCAGCACGUGUGCAUACACACAGCCAC